AUGCCGAGCAAGACACUAUCGCCGUAUGAGCAGGUACCCGAGACCAAGACCGAUUUGGAUUGGGCGGAGCUAGUCACACUGGAUCUCGGCCUCUUUGACCAGGAGGGAGGGAAACAGGAGCUCGUGAAGCAGCUGGAGUAUGCUGUGCAGCAUUUCGGCUUCUUCUACGUCAAGAACUUUGGCAUUAGUCAAGAGGAAGUGGACAGGCAGUUUGCCUUGGGUCGGGAGUUCUAUAAUCUGCUACUUGCAGAGAGGUUGAAGUAUCACAAUAUCAAAGACCUGGAAAAUCGAGAGUACAAUGGCUACAGGCCUGCUGGGAAAGGGCAGACAAUCCGCGACAACGUACAGGUCUAUAAGCUACCCAAGUUCGAUGGCUAUCACAAACGUGCCCAGCCUCCUGUCCUUCAAGACAAUAUCGCAGAGAUCGAAGACUUUAGCCGCAAAUGUCAUGAUCUCGUGGUUGUCAAGCUCCUCAGACUCUUCGCUCUACUCCUGGAGCUAUCAGACGAGUAG
This is a messenger RNA of Recurvomyces mirabilis, 513 nucleotides long. RefSeq lists its product as uncharacterized. The transcript has 3 exons. Bases 1 to 513 code for a protein of 170 amino acids. Lineage: Eukaryota; Fungi; Ascomycota; Dothideomycetes; Mycosphaerellales; Teratosphaeriaceae. The record is from RefSeq and is a predicted model, not a curated record.